This is a messenger RNA of Cuscuta campestris, 5308 nucleotides long. The record is from the annotation of a GenBank genome assembly. Lineage: Eukaryota; Viridiplantae; Streptophyta; Magnoliopsida; Solanales; Convolvulaceae.
GAAAAAGGAAGCAAUAGUGAAGAAGAGGUUAGAGAGAGAGAGAGAAAGAACCCCCCCCAGCCCAGCGAGGUGGAGGAAGAUGAAGAUGAAUGCUGUGCUUAUUACGGAGAUGCGAGCCAGAAACUUCUCCGUACUCUUCCUUUUCCUAAUUUUCAUUCUCAUCGUCAUCUAAAUUCCCAUACCCAUUUUUUCCCUUCCCACGUAGUACCCAUCGUUAUCAACUGUUUAACCUUUACUGUUCUUCUGAUUUUUUAUUUCAAUUUACUCUAUUAUUUGGUCCAUCGGCGUACUACUGUUUGAUCAGAUUGAUGAGGUUUUUGGAGAUUCUGAUCUGGAUUCCAGUUUAGGGUUUGAGCUUUAUGAUCUCAGCUGGGUUUGUUGGGGCUUGAUUCGAUUCAGAUAUUCAUAUCUCCACUCUUCCUCUUCAUAAUCUUGUUGUUGUUGUUGUUGUAUAUACAGAAAAGAAUUGUAGAGGAUAUAACUUCGAAGAGACCCACUGUUUUUAUUGUGGGAAUUUCGCUAGUCAUAUAGAUUGUAUAUCGCCGGUCUAUGGGAAUACCCAAUAGUUCGUUGCCGGAUUUGAUUGGGAAGGUUAAGUCUUGGAUUUCUUGGGGAACUGGUGAUCCAAACUAUUUUACUGGAUCACUUGAAAUGGGUUCUAACAGUAAAUCACGUGAGUGCAAGAUCCAUCCUUCUGGCUCUCCCAAACAGGGCCUAGAACCGCCAUCACCUUGUUAUAGUAGUGAUGUAUUUGAUGUGUAUUCCCCGGAUGCUGCAAGGAUUAGUUUUGCAUCUUUUUCAAGCAACCUGUCUUCAGCGUCUGUUCGUUGCUCACCAAGCAGGAGCGAUGAUGAAGGGGAAGAUGGCACAAAUGAAAUUUUAUGGCCAUCUGGUGACUGCCGCCACGACCACGAUACUUCUUCUUCCGAUAUAGAUUCAAGUAGUAUUAGUUCUAGACAUGGACCUCACAAUAUUAAGUCGGUUGGAUCAUGUCCUAUUGAUAGCCCCUCCUCUAGCAUCUCUUUUACUUCUGAUAGAGUUGGGCAUUCUGUACAGAAAGAACAAAUGGGGUCCUCGGGAUCUCCCAAAGACAUUUUAUUUGACCAAGAAACCUCAAAUAGCUCUGAUAAUAGUUUGCCUCUCUCUCAAAGCCAGUCAGAAAAUGGAGUCAUAUGGUUUCCUCCUCCUCCCAAUGGAGAAAUCGAUGAAACGGAACACAAUUUCUUUACAUAUGACGAUGAUGAUGAUGAACAAAUUGGAGAAUCGUCUGGUGACAUGUUUUUGUUGAAGGAGAAACAGAACGGAGGUCAAAAGGAGGCUAUAAGAGAUGUGGUUCAGGGCCACUUUAGGGCUCUUGUGUCACAGUUACUGCAAGCAGAAGGAAUAAUGGGAGGGAAACAAGGUAGCGGUGAGGAGUGGCUCGAUGUAGUUACCACCGUAGCUUGGCAAGCUGCAAGCUUUGUGAAGCCAGAUACUAGUAGGGGUGGUAGCAUGGAUCCUGGUAACUAUGUAAAGGUUAAAUGUGUAGCUUCUGGAAAGCCUUGUGACAGCACAUUUAUCAAGGGGAUAGUUUGUACAAAGAAUAUCAAACACAAGCGCAUGACAUCUCACUAUGAAAAUGUGCGGUUGCUUCUUUUAGGAGGGGCACUAGAGUACCAAAGAAAUCCCAACCAACUGGCUUCUUUUGACAACUUACUUCAACAGGAAAAAGAUCACAUGAAGACAAUUGUUUCAAAAAUUGAGGCACACCAUCCAAAUGUGGUCCUUGUGGAGAAAAGUGUGUCUUCAUAUGCCCAGGAGCUUCUACUGGCGAAAGAGAUGUCUUUGGUGCUCAAUGUUAAGAGGUCAUUACUGGAGAGGAUUGCUCGGUGCACUGGUGCUUAUAUAACUCCAUCAAUUGAUAGCAUAGCAACGGCAAGAUUGGGACAUUGUGAACUCUUUCGCGUUGAGAAAGUCUGUGAGGAGCAUGAAAAGUCCAAUGAUCAAUCUAACAAGAAAUCUCUCAGAACCUUGAUGUUUUUUGAUGGCUGUAUCAGGCGUUUAGGUUGCACGGUUUUGCUUAAGGGAUGUUGUCGUGAAAACCUAAAGAAAGUGAAGAAGGUUGUUCAAUAUGCAGUAUUUGCUGCAUAUCAUCUAUCCUUGGAAACAUCUUUCCUUACCGAUGAGGGUGCUAGUCUCCCUAAAAUGGCCCCGCAGAAAUCUGCCGAUGGCGAAUCUUGCCAUCUCUCCUUGGAGUUCGAAGAUGGAAUGAGCAAUAUUUUUCCUCGGAACAUAGCAUCAUCUGCAUCCACUGAUGAUCUAUUGUAUGCCCAGGAGGAUACUGAAGUUUUGAAAAGUCCAACCAUUGGAAGAGUUGAUGGGAUUGCAGAUCCUAUUGCUGAUUGCUAUUCAGCCGGGGAAAAUCAUCAAAGCAUAUUAGUGUCCUUCUCAAGCCGUUGUGUGCUGAAUGAUACUCUAUGUGAACGCCCUCGUCUUCUACGCAUACAGUUUUAUGGUUUUUUUGAUAAGCCUCUUGGCCGCUAUCUUCAAGACGAGCUGUUUGGUCAGGCAUCUUGCCAGUCAUGCAAGGAGCCAAUGGAGGCCCAUGUCAUUUGUUACAUUCACCAGCAUGGGAACCUUACAAUUAACAUUAGGCGCAUUCCAUCGCCUAAGCUUCCUGGCGAACAAGACAAAAAGAUAUGGAUGUGGCAUCGGUGCCUCAAGUGUGCACAAGUAGAGGGGGUUGCGCCAGCAACUCGUAGGGUACUUAUGUCUGAUGCUGCUUGGGGCCUCUCAUUUGGAAAGUUUUUGGAGCUUAGUUUUUCCAAUCACGACACUGCCAACCGUGUGGCAAGUUGUGGCCAUUCUCUACAAAGAGACUGCCUCCGUUAUUAUGGAUCAGGGAGUAUGGUAGCAAUUUUCCGCUAUUCUCCAAUUAAUAUUCUCUCAGUUUGUCUGCCUCCUCCAAUUCUUGAAUUUGGUAACAAAGCAGAGCAGGUUUGGACACAGAAAGAAGCUGCCGAGCUUUUGAGCAAAGCCAAGUCUUUGUAUGCUGAGAUAACAAGUUCUUUUCAUGGGAUUGAGGAGAAAAGUGAACCUUACGAUAAGAGUGAACUGCAUAGCUACAUAAUGGAUUUGAAAGACCUCUUGAUGAAAGAAAAGGAUGAUUGCAAUGAUAUACUGCAACUUAGUGAUGAAGGGAUUUCAUAUAAAGGGUGGGAAGCAAGGGACAUACUUGAAAUUAAUCGCGUCAGGCAUUCUCUCAUAAUUGCUUCCCGUGUUUGGGAUCGUCGGCUUUAUUCAAUCCAUUCUCUACUCAAUAAGAUCUCUGGCUCAUCAACACCCGGUCUUUUCCCUUCCACUGACCAUUGGGAAGAGUUCAGAAGUGACUUGAAAUUCAAGCAUGGCAUCGUUCAACAAGUUCCUGAUUGUCCUGACCACUGGGAAGAAGAUUCUGUGCUGACCUGGGUUGAAGGUGAAAGAAGUCGAGAAGAUUCCAUGCUGACCUCACUUUCAGCAAUCCUCUCUGAUAAGAUAGAUUCUGCUUGGACCGGUAUUGAUCAAUCUCCCCCGGAGCAAGAUUUACCAGAAACAGCUCUUUCUGGUCAAAUAACUCAAUUCGAGCAUUCUCCUGUUAGAAAGCUAAGGUCACCUGCAAGAUUUCAUUCCUUUGACUCGGCGAUGAGGCUUCAGGACAGAUUUAAGAAAGGGCUUCCACCUUCGUCAUUGUACUUGACAGCACAAAGAUCUUUUCACGCUUCUGGUGACUUCCGUAAUAUGAUCAGAGACCCUUCUUCCACAGUUCAGAGGGCUUCUUGCUCUUCGCAAAUAUUAUUACCCGGUGAGGCUCACAUGUUAAACCUUUUACCAAGUUCACCAACUGCUUUUAUCUCUCACAAAUCCCUUCUUCCCGAAGGAGUGAGGUUGAUGGUCCCACCACAGAAGGGACAGAAUGGUGUUGUUAUAGCUGUAUACGAAGAUGAGCCGGGUAGCAUAAUAUCAUAUGCACUUUGUUCAAAGCAGUAUAAGGACUGCAGUUUCAGUGACAAAUAUGCUAAUAAGGAAAACCCUUCAGUUUCCAAGUUUUCAACUUGGCAGCCUUUUGCCCCUCUGGACUUGGACUACAUCUAUGGUUCAAAAGAUCUCAAAAGUGCUCCUCAUCUUAGGUUAUCUUUCAGUGAUGAAUCUUCAAAUGCUGUGAAGUUCUCUGUGAUGUGUUACUUUGCUAGACAAUUUGAUGACCUUAGAAAGAAAUGCUGUCCUAAUGAAAUGGACUUCAUACGUUCUUUGAGCCGGUCUGUGAGAUGGAGUGCUCAGGGAGGGAAGAGCAAUGUUUAUUUUGCAAAGUCGUUUGAUGAACGCUUCAUAAUAAAACAGAUUCAGAAGACAGAGUUAGAUUCUUUCGAAGAGUUUGGUCCCGAGUACUUCAAAUAUUUGACACACUCUCUUAGCUCAGGAAGUCCUACUUGCCUUGCAAAAGUUCUUGGUAUAUUUCAGGUCUCUGUGAAGUACUUGAAAGGAGGGAAGGAUACAAAAAUGGAUUUGAUUGUCAUGGAGAAUCUAUUUUAUGGAAGAAAUAUUUGUAGGGUUUAUGAUCUCAAGGGCUCUGUACGAUCCCGUUAUAAUUCAGAUACAAGUACCAACAAAGUCCUGUUAGAUUUGAAUCUUUUACAGACAUUGCAGACUAAUCCUAUAUUUCUUGGAAGCAAGGCUAAAAAAUGCUUGGAGAGGGCUGUUUGGAAUGAUACUUCGUUUUUAGCGUCUGUUGAUGUGAUGGACUACUCUCUGUUGGUCGGGGUGGACGAAGAGCGUAAAGAGCUGGUGUUGGGGAUCAUAGAUUUCAUGAGACAGUACACUUGGGACAAGCACUUGGAGACUUGGGUGAAGGCUUCGGGCAUACUUGGUGGGCCCAAGAACGCAUCUCCCACCGUCGUCUCUCCAAAACAGUACAAGAAAAGAUUCAGAAAGGCAAUGACGGCAUAUUUUCUCACCGUCCCCGAACAAUGGUCGUCCUCUUGACAGGUCAUCUCUAUUUGGUCUUAUGUCAUCAAUCUUGAGGCCACCUUGUUUGUAAAAUAGGGGCCAAAAUAUUUGUGUGCCCUUUGUACAUUGUUAAAGAUUCAUGCUUGAAAACAAGCCCCCCUCCUUUAAAUGCUUUUGUUUUGGAGGGUCUUUUAAAAGUAUUUUAGGGUUGUGUGGAUACAUGCAACUACUACCACGGUGAUUGUAGAUGGGGGGAAUGCCCCAGUCAAAUUGGCACACAUUUUCUGUUUAUAAUUUCUUUUUGCCAGCUCAAAUAUGUUACGGAGCACCUCUCAGCUUAUUAUAU